AGUGGAACCCCUAAAGGAAAAGCGAAGCUGAAGACAGGCCAACCAUUGAAACGCAACAAACUCACAAUCAAGAAAGGCGGGAGCGGCAGUGGUGAUGCGGCGGUAAGGGUAAAGGAAGAAUAUCACAGAUGAGCAAGCAGAAGCUAUACGAUCAAUGCAUAAACGCUCCUUGUCCUGUUCGUUACCUAAGACCUAAGGAAAGAGAGCGAGAAGCGAAACGAGAGAAAUUAGGGCUAAUCAGCAAAGCGAGGCAAAAAGAGAUUGAUUUUCAGAAGAAAGGUGGAUCUUUUGCGAUGGGAGUUACUACUGAGCCGAUGAGAAUUGGGACUCAAGGAUUGGAUUACAUUUCGUUAGGGAUUUUUACGGAAGAUGAGUUACCGAAGUAUAAGGUUACAGUGGAGGAUGGGAUUAGACUUGCGAAAGAGUAUAGUAGAGUGCUUAUGAGAGAGCAUAGAGCGAGACGUGUAGCGGAGAUUAAUUUGGUGAAGUUGAGGAAAGCUGCGAUUGAGGCAUUGCCGGAGAAUUUGAGGAAGGGGGCUUUGGAGCGUGAUUUGACUCCGUUUCCGGUGAAUCGGGAUUGGCUACUCUUACACCUCCUAUUGAAGGGUAUUUGGAGAAGAUUAUGAAUGCGCGGCUAAGAAGAGCUCAAGUAAAGAGAAGUUGAGAUGAUCUUGAUAAGGUUAGAGGAAUUGUCUUUAUGCCAUUUGUUUUCUCUUGUUUAUUUAGUGUUGGAGAUGAGUUGUGUUGAUUGGAUUUCGAUCAAAGGAUAUAACUUUGAGACAUUUGUCUUUACUUUUUGAUCUACUUGAAAUAAAAUGGCCAUAUGACA
Arabidopsis arenosa is the source of this 829-nucleotide messenger RNA. The record is from the annotation of a GenBank genome assembly. Lineage: Eukaryota; Viridiplantae; Streptophyta; Magnoliopsida; Brassicales; Brassicaceae.